AUGACUGAUGAUGCAUUUGGUCAAAAAUUAUGUGAUUUAUUUAAAGAUAAACGAGUAUUAAUUAUAGGUGAUUCUAUAAUGCGAGGUGUAUACAGAGAUAUUUGUUGUGUGUUAAAUAAUAAUUCUCGUUUAUUAUAUGAUUAUGAAUUAAAAUUCAACAGACACAAUGUUCAUGCUAAUGCUUUAUUUGGUGAACAAAUCGAAUUAUUUCAUAUCAAUCGAAAUAAUAGCACCCUCAACAAAGAAAAAAGAAUUUUUAAAUGUAAACAAUUCAAUUAUUACGUAUCAUAUGUUUUUAACAGUCGAGUGUGGAAUACCUACAUGAACACUUUAUUAUCAUCGAAGGAGAAUUAUGAUUGUAUUAUCAUACAGAGUUUUAUUUGGGACCUUACACGUUAUAAUGAUAAUGACGGCUCCAUUUAUCUUAACAAUUUAGAAAAAUGCUUGUUGAAAUUAAAGGAAUUGAACAUACCAAUCCUUUGGAUUUUGUUACCAACAUCAGAUUCAUUUCAAGCUGCUAAAGUUAAUGAUUUUUUAACAAAAUUAAGUCCAAAUAUUAUUCAAAAGGUCCAACAAUAUUCCAUUAAUUUAAUUAAUUUAGCAAAUUCUAUGAAGGAUAUCAUGAAUCUACGGAAUAAAGACGGGAUUCACUUUACCUCGAUUGGCCAUCGACAUAUUACGGAACAAAUAGCUCAAAUGAUGACAAAUUUGCAAAUAGGAACGUCCAACAUCAUUACAAAUGAAUCAACAAAUACAUUUAAUGCAUCUUUUACAGAAAAAGUUCCAUUUCCUGCUAUUAGACAAGGUAUUAAUUUUAAGAGAUUCAAUCCAUAUUAUCAUCGACGUAAAUUUAAUAACAAUCAUACCCGACAGAAAAUGAAAUUUGACACCAAUGAAGCUGAAAACUUUGGUCGUGCGUUCGGGGUUGCCUGGAGAACCUAUAUAUCUUCCUAAAAAUAUUUUCUUUUUUUUAUUGAUUGUUCUCAUACAUAAGAAGAUAAAUGCUAAUAAAACUGUUUGAUAAAAAUAAACUACAUCUAUACAAAAUAUGUCUAGAUCAUUUAAAAAAGAACCAUAGGAGGUACAAUUGUAUCACCUAGUUUUCGUAUACAUUCUAGAUUUGUUUUCUACCAUAUUGAUGGAAUCAUCAUUUCGUCUUUUCGAUAGUUUCUGAGUAUGAUUGAUGAACAAACUUUGAUAUCCUUUGUUUUUAUUUAUCAAAAUACGAACUUUAGAGAAUCUUAGACUAAUAAAAAAGAAUAAAUAUUACGACAUAUAAUAGUUGAAUAGAUUAUUUUAUUUAUCUUUUUGUACUGUAUCAUGUGAUAUAUUUUGAGAAAAAUUGUUUGAGUUAUAAUCUUGACAAAUAUUUACAACACGAUUUAUUAUUUUUUUAUAAUAUUAGAUGGGCAGGAC
Messenger RNA from Rotaria sp. Silwood2, 1416 nucleotides. Lineage: Eukaryota; Metazoa; Rotifera; Eurotatoria; Philodinida; Philodinidae. The record is from the annotation of a GenBank genome assembly.